Molecule: messenger RNA, 871 nt
Organism: Daucus carota subsp. sativus
Lineage: Eukaryota; Viridiplantae; Streptophyta; Magnoliopsida; Apiales; Apiaceae
Exons: 8
Coding region: 85-726 (213 amino acids)
Biological process (GO): protein transport; protein unfolding; 'de novo' cotranslational protein folding
Molecular function (GO): protein folding chaperone; ribosome binding; peptidyl-prolyl cis-trans isomerase activity
Source: RefSeq, a predicted model, not a curated record
UUAAAGGCAGCGAGGCUAAAAAUGACUUAGUACACGAGCAGGAUAAACCCUUCAAGCCUUCUCCCUCCAAGUGGGUGUACGAAGAUGAUGGGAACAGCUGCAGUUGCUACUGCACUCUUUUCGCCGUUGAUAUCUGAUAAGAUUUUUAUCCUCAAGCAGAGUAAGAAUAUCGUAAUUCCUCGUAUGUAUCGUAGGAGAUCAUGCAUUCCUCUUCAGAUGAUUGAUAGAGCCCCAACAUUUCAAGAAAGGAUGAGUGCUAAACAAAUAAUCUCUGUCCAAGCUGUCUCAUCAGUGAACUUAAAUAUUGAAGUUCCUUCUUCUGAAUAUGAGGAGUUCUCAGUUAGAAGUGAAAAGGAGGGUAACAAACUAAAGCUCAGUGUAGAGGUAUGUGGUGCUAAAACGCAAGAAAUAUUUAAUGAGGUGUUCACUAAAAUGGUUGCUGCAGCUCAGCCAAUUCCAGGAUUUAGAAGAGUUAAGGGAGGCAAAACACCCGAUAUACCAAGGGACAUCCUCUUAGAAGUUCUUGGACCUUCCAAGGUGUACAAAGAAGUAAUUAAGAAAGUUAUCAACUCGGCAAUAUCUGAAUAUGUUAAAAAGGAGAGAUUGAUAGUUGGUAAGAAUGUGCGUGUUGAACAAAGUUUUGAUGAUCUUGAAGCCAUAUUUGAACCUGGUGACAGCUUCCAAUUUGACGCGGUGGUUCAGUGUCAACAAUCAAAUGAAAGUUGAUUCCUUUUUUUAUUUCUUCUUUCUUCUUUCCAAUUAAAUAUAAACAGAAAUAGAAUAAUUAUCUGAUAUUUUUUGUAAACUUGUAGUUCGUAGCUACACAUUACGUCUAACAUGAGAAAAAUAUGAGAAAAUGUGAUAUACUGAA